CUCGUGCCUGCCUCAAACUUUCCACUCCCGGCAUGUGGACCACAACAACACGCCGGCAGAUGCAAAAUCUUCCGCGGUGUCCGUAUGCAACUCGACUACUCAAGCUUCUUCGCAAGCGUGCUCCAUGGUUGUGAACAGCAGGAGCUGAGGCCAAGGGCAAAACGCCAGAGGGCAGAUUGUUUCAGGGGACAGGAACAGUUGUACUUUUCUUUUUUCAUGGUUCCCUCAUCUUUUCCUGAGGGGAUGGAAAUGGAAUGGAAUGGAAUGGCGUGACCUGUUCCUGGCUGGACUUUGUCCGUCCUUCAACUGCUGUGGGAAAAGUGUGUAGGCGACAGCGGCGGCGUGCUCAGUCAUGGAGACGGACACGCGGCCGGCGGCGGAGAGGCCGGCGGAGCCGUUCCUGCCGCUGCGGUGGGAGAGCACGGGCGACCAGUGGUGGUACGCGACGCCCAUCGACUGGGCGGCGGCCGGCGGCCACUACGACCUCGUCCGCGAGCUGCUCCGCCUCGACGCCAACCUCCUCGUCAAGCUCACCUCCCUCCGCCGCAUCCGCCGCCUCGAGUCCGUCUGGGACGACGACGCGCGCCUCGCCGGCGCCGCCAGGAACCGCGCCGCCGUCGCCCGCCGCCUUCUCCGCGACUGCGACCCCGGCGAGCCCCGCGGCGUCGGCCCCAGCAACCGCCUCGUCCGGGCCGGGUACGGCGGCUGGCUUCUCUACACGGCGGCCGCGGCCGGGGACGCCGGCUUCGUCCGGGAGCUGCUCGCGGCGCAGCCGCUGCUCGUCUUCGGCGAGGGGGAGUACGGCGUCACCGACAUCCUCUACGCCGCGGCGAGGAGUGGGUGCCCCGACGUGUUCCGGCUCCUGCUCGACGCCGUGCUGUCCCCGGCGUCCUGCCCUGUCGGUGAGGAAUUCAGGAGCGAGAUGAUGAACCGCGCCGUGCACGCGGCGGCGAGGGGAGGCAGCCUGGAGGUGCUCAGGGACCUCCUGCGCGGGUGCUCCGACGCCGCGGCGUACCGAGACGCGCAGGGAUCGACCAUCUUGCACGCCGCGGCUGCAAGGGGACAAGUUGAGGUUGUCAAGGAUCUCAUUGCAUCUUUUGAUAUAGUCAACUCUGUAGAUGACCAAGGGAAUACAGCAUUGCAUAUAGCAGCCUUUAGAGGCUAUCUGCCUGUGGUUGAGGCCCUUGUUACUGCAUCAUCAUCUCUUGUAUCAGCAACAAAUGAAGCUGGUGACACGUUCCUUCACAUGGCAUUGACUGGCUUUGGGACUCCUGGAUUCCGAAGGCUUGAUCGUCAGAUGGAGCUUAUAAGGCAAUUAGUUGGUGGAGCAUUCGUGGAUGUCAGCAGCAUUAUAAAUGUCCAAAAUGACGAUGGAAAUACAGUUCUUCACUUAGCUGUGGUUGGCAAUCUGCAUUCUAACCUUGUUGAACUCUUGAUGAGCGCACCUUCUAUUGACCUCAACAUCCGUGACAAUGAUGGCAUGACUCCUCUGGAUUUACUCAGGAAACAGCCACGGACGGCAUCAUCAGAAAUACUGAUCAAACAACUGAUUUUGGCGGGUGGAAUCACAAACUCAAGGGACCAUGAGACCAGAUCAGCUAUCGCAUCUCAGCUGAAGAUGCACUGCAUUGUAGGAAGCCCCGGGACAUCUUUCAAGAUAUCAGAUGCUGAGAUUUUCCUCCACGCUGGAAUUGAUGUGGCAGGCAUCAGCGAAAGGACAACAUCAUUUUCCUCUAGUGUUGGUAGGGUUGAUGCUGAAAUCCCGAGACCCAAACUGAAGAAGCUGAAUUCUUUCCAAGAUGCAGCGAAACAUAUCAAAGUCCUUCUCAAAUGGCCUCACCGCAAGGGGAAGAAACCAGGCGGAGACCAAAAGGACCUGGAUGAUGAUGCCUCAUCAGUGAGCUCUAUAAAGAGCUGUAGCCAUGUCGAGACUCCAACACCUCUGAGGCAAAGGCACUCCAGGAUCAGCUCGCUCUUCAACAACAAGCGGACCUAUGCAGGCAAUGGUUCACCUAGCGAAUCAACGAAGAAGAGUGGACUAGUACAAUCUGAAUGUAUUCCAGCUUCUGCCUCUUGGUCAUCAUCAUCAUUGGUUGACAAGAUUGAAGCUGUACACCUGGAAAAUGACCAGCCAUCUCCUUAUUUAAGUAGGCUGAUCAGGCAUACGCCCAAGAAAUAUGGGUCUCUGAACAGUAGACUUUUGAACCAAUCCUUCCGGCUUGGGGCAUGAGGACUAACUGACGAGGAAUAUAUAUAUUAUAUAUAUACAGCUGAUUAUCCGAGUUGCAUGAUGCUGGAGCUAACCAAGCCAUCAAUCAGGUCAAUCAUUUUGGUACCUUUGAUAGGCAUCCAUGCCGUCAUGAUCCUUUACAUGCUGUCACUAACAGAGUACAAGCUGUACAGUGGGAUUUGCUGCUAAUUUGUGCGGGUGUAAUUUUCAGAGGAAGACAAACAGAUGGACGGAUAUUGUGGUGGUUGUCCAUUCAGUAUUAAUGUAUUAUGAGCGGGAACAUGGUAGAAAACUUUUAAAAAAAAUGACUACAAUUUACAACUUUCUCUGAUACCAGAUAGAUGAUCGUCAACUUCUGGCCGCCUUGCUAGAGCAGGCAGGUUAGUGCCUGUGUCGUUGACGGAGAGUGUUUUGAGAUUAGUUUGUGUUUGUGUGCGACUCUACUGUAUGUAUGUUGAGUUAUACUAAUGUGACACAGCUCGCGAUGCAAGUACAGCUUUUAUGUUGUACAUGAGUUUUACUGGAAGCAUAAUAAGAAGUAAUUUGAUUUCGUCGUA
Molecule: messenger RNA, 2787 nt
Organism: Panicum hallii
Lineage: Eukaryota; Viridiplantae; Streptophyta; Magnoliopsida; Poales; Poaceae
Product: serine/threonine-protein phosphatase 6 regulatory ankyrin repeat subunit C
Exons: 5
Coding region: 353-2230 (625 amino acids)
Molecular function (GO): protein binding
Source: RefSeq, a predicted model, not a curated record